This is a messenger RNA of Eucalyptus grandis, 983 nucleotides long. Its product is annotated as ribosome biogenesis protein NSA2 homolog. NCBI's taxonomy places the organism in Eukaryota, Viridiplantae, Streptophyta, Magnoliopsida, Myrtales, Myrtaceae. Gene Ontology annotation, biological process: maturation of LSU-rRNA; maturation of 5.8S rRNA. The record is from RefSeq and is a predicted model, not a curated record. Gene Ontology annotation, cellular component: preribosome, large subunit precursor; nucleolus.
CUCAGCUCCUUCACAACCGACCUAUACAUGAAAAAACCAGACUCGACCACCUUUCACUGCAUAGACCCUCCACAAUAUCAGAGGUUCUUCGAUUCGAACGCAUCGCGAGAUCACGUCGGAUACGUAAACUCACCAUGCCGCAGGGAGAUUACAUAGAGCUCCACAGGAAGAGACAUGGGUAUCGCCAUGAUCACUUCGAGCGGAAACGCAAGAGGGAAGCUCGGGAAGUCCACGAGAGAUCCGAAAAAGCCCAGAAGACUUUGGGCAUUAAGGGUAAGAUGUUCGCCAAGAAACGAUAUGCAGAGAAGGCUCUAAUGAAGAAAACGUUGAAUAUGCACGAGGAGUCAUCAUCUAGGCGCAAGGCGGAUGAUGAUGUUAGUGAAGGAGCUGUUCCUGCUUAUCUGCUGGACCGUGAAACCACCACCCGAGCUAAAGUGCUUAGCAACUCUAUUAAGCAGAAAAGGAAGGAGAAAGCUGGAAAGUGGGAAGUGCCUUUACCGAAGGUAAGGCCUGUUGCUGAAGAUGAAAUGUUCAAAGUGGUCAAAUCUGGCAAAAGGAAAACCAAGCAAUGGAAGAGGAUGGUCACGAAGGCCACAUUCGUCGGACCAGGUUUCACAAGGAAGCCCCCUAAGUACGAGCGGUUCAUUCGGCCAUCAGGACUCCGGUUCAACAAAGCUCACGUCACGCAUCCGGAGCUCAAGUGCACCUUCAAUCUGGAGAUCAUUGGAGUGAAAAAUCCAAACGGUCAGAUGUACACCUCCCUGGGUGUCCUGACCAAGGGAACCGUCAUUGAGGUUAACGUAAGUGAAUUGGGUCUCGUCACACCAGCUGGGAAGGUCGUGUGGGGAAAAUAUGCACAAGUGACCAAUGAUCCAGAGAAUGACGGAUGCGUGAACGCGGUUCUACUCGUCUAAGCAUGUAACAGUUGCCGUCCGUCCAGCCUCUGUAAUACAUGCUGUGCCGGCAUACCUUUGAUUUUCAGU